AUGGUACAGGAGCACAGCGCUGAAGUUGACACCAAACCACCAGACCCGAGUCAGCAUGCAGAUGCACGCCUGGAGGGAUUCUCCCAGUUUACAGUCGCUCAAAAGCGGGCUAUUGUUGCCAUGGGAUCCCUAGCUAGCUUCUUCUCCCCCCUGUCGUCGAGCAUCUAUCUGCCUGCUUUGACCACUAUCGCAAGUUCUCUGCACAUCUCCAUCUCCCAGGUGAACUUGACCGUCACUACAUAUCUGAUUAUGCAGGGCGUGGCACCCAUGCUGAUAGCAGGGUUCUCGGACACUGCGGGCCGCCGACCUGCCUAUAUCAUUUGCUUCGCAACCUACCUCGCCGCCAAUCUGGGAUUGGCUCUCCAAAACAGUUACGCCGCCCUACUCGUUCUCAGAUGUCUCCAGAGUGCUGGCAGUAGCACGACGGUGGCCCUGGCAAACGGUUUGGUUGGAGACAUGAUCACCUCUGCAGAGAGAGGCUCAUACAUCGCAUUCGCCUCAAUCGGAAGUAUGCUAGGUCCCUCUCUGUCACCAAUCAUUGGCGGUCUUUUCAGCGAGUAUACUGACUGGCACUGGAUAUUCUGGUUUCUCCUCAUCUUUGGCGGCGUUUUCUUCCUCAUUCUCGCUCUAUUCCUGCCGGAGACAUGUCGCAAAGUCGUCGGAGACGGCUCGAUCCCCCCACCUGCGUUGAAUAACUCCGUGGCAGAUAUCAUUCGGCAUCGCAGUCGAAAACAGAAGGGUCUUGUACCUGAUCCAGUCAAAGAGGCUGAAGUAAGAAGUAAUUACUCUCUCCGAUUUCCCUCGCCGGUUCCCACUAUGAAGGUCGUCCUGGAUCGCGAGACAUCGGCGGUCCUACUCACAACAGGGCUUCUUUUUGCUAGCUUUUACGCGGUCAUGACCGGUGCGUCAACUUCCUUUCACAAAAUCUAUCAUUUCAAUGAUCUCCAUGCUGCUUUGAUGUACCUUCCUAUCGGCGGAGGAGGGGUUCUCUCAGCCUUCACGACUGGUCGGCUAGUCGAUUGGAACUAUCGUCGUCAUGCAAAGCGUGCGGGUCUCAUAAUUGUCAAGAAUGUGCGUGCUGAUAUCAGCAACUUCAACAUCGAGCGCGCAAGACUUGAAGUUGCACUCCCGCUCUACUAUAUCAGCAAUUUAGCCAUCCUCGCCUAUGGAUGGGUUUUAGGUCACAAGGUCCACCUUUCUGCUCCUAUCAUUCUCUUAUUCAUCAUAGGGUGGUCUAUCAUCGGUACCUCGCAAGUUCUAAAUGCCCUGAUGGUCGAUCUGUGGCCAGGAAAGUCAGCGACAGCGACAGCAGCAAACAACUUAUUUCGCUGUGAACUCGGUGCGGCGGCUUCGGCAGCUAUCAGUCCCAUGAGAUCUGCUAUGGGUGAGGGUUGGGCAUACACCACGCUUGCUUUGAUCUCCAUUGCUGCUUCUCCUUGCCUAUGGAUUGUUGCGCAUUGUGGGAUCAAGUGGCGGCAGAAAAGGAAUCGAAAGGAGGAGGAGAAAUCAGCUCGUGCACAGGGCUAG
Molecule: messenger RNA, 1527 nt
Organism: Penicillium paradoxum
Lineage: Eukaryota; Fungi; Ascomycota; Eurotiomycetes; Eurotiales; Aspergillaceae
Product: MFS transporter
Exons: 2
Coding region: 1-1527 (508 amino acids)
Biological process (GO): transmembrane transport
Molecular function (GO): transmembrane transporter activity
Source: RefSeq, a predicted model, not a curated record